Molecule: messenger RNA, 959 nt
Organism: Brassica rapa (field mustard)
Lineage: Eukaryota; Viridiplantae; Streptophyta; Magnoliopsida; Brassicales; Brassicaceae
Product: 60S ribosomal protein L6-3
Biological process (GO): cytoplasmic translation; ribosomal large subunit assembly
Cellular component (GO): ribosome; cytosolic large ribosomal subunit
Molecular function (GO): structural constituent of ribosome; RNA binding
Source: RefSeq, a predicted model, not a curated record
CCUUUAUAUUUUCGCAGCCGGAAAAUUUUCCAUCUCCUUCUAAAAUUUGCGCCAAGACCCAACAGGAAGCAACGAUGCCGGCAAAACAGAGGACGCCGAAGGUCAGCCGAAACCCUGAUCUGAUCAGGGGAGUUGGCAAAUACUCCAGGUCGCAGAUGUACCACAAGAGAGGUCUUUGGGCUAUCAAGGCCAAAAACGGCGGCGUUUUCCCUCGCCACGACGCGAAGUCCAAGGUUGCUGCGGUAGCUGAGAAACCACCAAAGUUCUAUCCUGCUGAAGAUGUUAAGAAACCUCUCGCCAACAGGCGCAAGGCAAAGCCGACCAAGCUCAGAUCCAGCAUCACCCCAGGAACAGUGCUGAUGAUCCUUGCUGGUAGGUUCAAGGGCAAGAGAGUUGUCUUCUUGAAGCAGCUUCCCUCUGGUUUGCUUCUUGUGUCCGGACCGUUCAAGAUCAAUGGUGUGCCUCUGAGACGUGUUAACCAGUCUUACGUGAUCGGAACGUCCACAAAGGUUGAUGUUUCUGGUGUUAGCCUUGAGAAAUUCGAUGAUAAGUAUUUUGGAAAGGUGGCUGAGAAGAAGAACAAGAAGGGAGAAGGCGAGUUCUUCGAAGCAGAGAAAGAGGAGAAAAAGGCGUUCCCACAAGGGAAGAAAGAUGACCAGAAAGCUGUGGACGGAGCAUUGAUCAAAGCCAUUGAGUCAGUUCCUGAGUUGAAGACUUACCUUGGCGCAAGGUUUUCACUGAAACAAGGCAUGAAGCCACAUGAGCUUGUUUUCUAGAUUUCAAUAUAAACUUUUAUGUGUGUGUUUAGAGUAUUGUUUACUCUCAACGUUUGUUUUUGUUCUUGUCCACUUACUAGAAUUUUGGCUUAUACAUUCUAUAUUUUAUGUUUUCACAUUUGGUAUAAACAAUCGAUCUUAAUGUGAACUUUGAAGCAAUAUAUUUCAAUAGAUAGUAGUACU